AUGGGAUUUUCAGCUGACGCUACUAACUCUAUGAAGUGUCUUCCCUCACAACAACGUCAGAAUUACUUGACAUUUGGAAAUGACAAGAACGACCAGCUUAAAUUUACAGGACAGUUACACAUUGAUUUGAAUCUUUCAAACAACUCUACUGAUAGAACAGAUAAUAUGGAAACUAGUCAUCCCAGGCUUUGGAUUGUUCUAAUUCCACAAAAGUGCAAAGAGGACCUGGGAAGCUCUUUGUCAUCCUUAAAGUCAAAAAGAGUGAAAGGUUGCCAUUUAGUUGAUGAUAGAUCUGAGUCUAGCUGGGGUUUCGUGUCAGAGGUUGAUAGGACUAAUUCUUGUUUUGUGGGAUGCUCAUGGGGUGUUUCGAGCGGAAAAAGUUCAGUAGAGCUUCCAUAUGGUGACUCUUUGAUUGUCCAAGAAAAGAAUUCUGAGAAACUCAAAGGGGAUUAUUUAGAUUUAGAAGCUCAAGUCAACAAUGAACAGCUAUCAACUAAACAAUGCUUUAGAAUCAUGCUGAUGAAUAUUGCUGAUGAUGCUAAGAAAAUGCACCUUACAAAGGUAAUUGAAGCCCUUGGUGGCACUGUUACCUCUGAAGGAAGCAUGACCACACAUAUUGUCACAGGCAAAGUGAGGAAAACUUUGAAUUUCUGCACUGCCCUCUGCUCAGGGGCAUGGGUGGUCUCAUCAGAUUGGUUAAAAGAAAGCUGUCGUGAAGGCAAAUUUAUUGUUUUCCGUGCAAAAGCCAACCCCCGAGCUUUAUUCAAGGGGUACAACGUGUGUAUUGCAGAGCAUGUUCAACCUCCUGCUAAAACACUAUCUGCAAUUGUGAGCUCUGCUGGUGGCAUUGUUAUUCGUGGGUUGAAGAAAGUAAAUGAAACAUCCUCAACCAUUUUUGUGACAUGUGAAGAAGAUAUGGAAGAAGCAAUGGUAGCUGCAAAGAAGGGGAUCCGAACUUUCAGUAGUGAGUGGUUUAUGAACUGUGUCAUGAGACAAGAACUUGACAUGGAGGCCUUUCAGUUUGCAGAGUCCUUAUGAGGAUGGUGACUUGCCGAGUGAUGAUUAACAUGAUUUCUUGUGAUGCAGAAUUAGACCAUAUCUAUCGUCACCCAUGUAUAUUUUUUGCCUCAUGGAUUCAUACCCCUAAAGAGAGAGUUCUAGUGCAACUCGAAAUUUGACCAUGCGGGUAAUAUGACAAGGUAGCCCCGCCGGCGAUUGUUCUAGUUUUGGGCUUGUAACUGGAUUUAUCGCUGAUUUUGCCAGAAACGUUGCAAAUCUACUUGAGAUGUAUAGAGAAAGAGACCUGUGUGGUUGGAGAAAUGGAAAAAAGAUCUUGUUAUCCUUA
This is a messenger RNA of Neltuma alba, 1345 nucleotides long. RefSeq lists its product as uncharacterized. The transcript is spliced from 6 exons. Bases 1 to 1038 code for a protein of 345 amino acids. Lineage: Eukaryota; Viridiplantae; Streptophyta; Magnoliopsida; Fabales; Fabaceae. The record is from RefSeq and is a predicted model, not a curated record.